AUGGAUGAACUAUCAGAGUCAGAUAAAUUAAUUGUUACUAGAGCAAGAAAAAUACAACGGUUUUUAUCGCAACCUUUCCAUGUUGCUGAAGUGUUUACUGGAGUACCUGGUAAAUUUGUCAGUUUAUCUGAUACUAUUGAUGGAUUCCAAAGCAUAAUGUCUGGUCAGUAUGAUUAUUUACUGGAAGCAGCUUUUUACAUGGUAGGCAGCAUUGAUGAAGCAGUGGAAAAAGGUAAGACGCUUAAAGCAAAAGUAGCAUAA
This is a messenger RNA of Protopolystoma xenopodis, 261 nucleotides long. Lineage: Eukaryota; Metazoa; Platyhelminthes; Monogenea; Polystomatidea; Polystomatidae. The record is from the annotation of a GenBank genome assembly.